AGACUACGACGACGACGAAGAAGAAGAAGCGAGUAGGAAGGUGCUCCGUUGACGCGAUCAGCCGAGCGCCUAUAAAAGAUCCUUCCUGCCACCCAGGUCGCAGCUGUCCGAUCACUCAGUCACCUGCUCUGCCGGCCUCCCGCCGCCGUUGCCGACUUCUCUUCUCUUCUUGUAUGCCGCUCCAUUUCCAUUGCCGUCGCGUCGACCACCCCGACUCUUGCCUUGCAUGUCCACCGCCGCGGCGCCGCCGUCACUCUCCCUGCACCGCCCAGCGGUGACCGCCGCCGCGAGAGUCGCCGCGGCACCGAGCAACAACGCCGCGCACCUCGCCAGCCUCGACAAGCUCUUCCGGAACCGCGGCGGCGUCGAGAGCGCGGCGCCGGCCGUGGAGCCGGUGGUCGCCGCCACCGCCACGCAGCAGCGGAGGCAGCAGCCGCUGCUGCGGCUCCCGUCGUUCCUCACGCGGACCGGGGCGGCCAGGGGCGGCGAGGACUCGUCGUUGUCCGCGCCCGCGCUGUCGCCGCGCCGGCUCGAGCGCCUCCUCCAGCCCGUGGCGCCCGACGGCCCGUCGCCGCGCGGGAACAUCGCGGCGGCGUGGCGACGCCUGCACGGCGAGGAUGGCUGGCGCGGCCUGCUGGACCCGCUGCACCCGGACCUCCGCCGCGAGAUCGUUCGGUACGGCGAGUUCGUCGACGCCGCCUACGGCGCCUUCCUGUCCCGCCCGGACACCGAGCCGGGCGGCCGCCGCGCGCGCGUCCCGCUCCAGGACGUCGCCUACCGGGUCACCGCGCCGCUCUUCGCCAACUCCUCCGUCGGCCUCCCCACCUGGCUCGCCGCCGUCGCGCCGUGCGCCGCGCAGCGGACCAGCCUCGUCGGCUACGUCGCCGUCUGCGAUAGCCCCGCGGAGAUACGGCGGAUGGGCCGCCGCGACAUCGUCAUCGCGCUCCGUGGCACCUGCACCGUCCUCGAGUGGGCCGAGAACGUGCGCGCGGGCCUCGUCCCGGCCACCCACCAUGACUCCGCCGCCGGAGCUUCACCAGACACGUCCAACGCCAAGGUAGAAUGCGGCUUCUGGAACCUCUACAAGACCGCCGGCGAACGGUCCCCGAGCUUGUCGGAGAUGGUCGUGUCCGAGGUGCGGAGGCUGCUGGAGAAGUACAAGGGCGAGGAGGUGAGCAUCACGGUGACGGGGCACAGCCUGGGCGCCGCGCUGGCGGUGCUGAUCGCGGACGAGCUCGCCGGAGGCGUCGCGGCACGCGCGAGGGCGCCGGUGGCGGUGUUCUCCUUCGGCGGGCCGCGGGUGGGCAACCGCGCGUUCGCGGCGCGCGUGGAGGCGCGGGGCGCGCGCGUGCUCCGCGUCGUGAACGCGCACGACGUCGUGCCGCGGUUCCCGCCGGGACUCCCGCUCCCGGGCUACGCCGACGUCGGACGCGAGCUCCGCCUCGACAGCCGCGCGUCGCCGUACCUCCGGCCCGACGCCGACGCCGCGUGCUGCCACGACCUGGAGGCGUACAUCCACCUCGUCGACGGCUUCGUCGGCUCGCAUUGCCCGUUCAGGGACAACGCCAAGCGCAGCAUCCUGCGCCUCGUCAAGAACCAGGGCGGCAACGUCAAGCAGCUGUACAUGAGCAAGGCCAAGGACAUGCGAAUCCAGCUCGACGGCGGCGGAGGCGGAGGCGCCGACAUGGCCGGGUCUAUGCUCGGCCGCGUCGACAUGCCCGGCGCGGCGAGCACCGUGGUGGAGUGUGUGCACUGACGAACGGCCGCAACCGCAACGACAACGGCGGUGCGAGCUGGGUGUGGACUCGCGUACGUCGGCGCCCAAAAAGAAUUGUUUCGUCAACACAGAUAAUGGAGGGUUGACUUGGGCAAAUUUUUUGAUUAGUUUUUGGUAUUUGGUCACAACUUUUUACCAAGUACAAGUACAAAAGUGUUGUUGUUGUUGGUUGGUGGAUCCGUGGAUAUACCAAACAAUCAAAGUGGUGGGUAUACAUGGAAAACAUUGUAUAGAUGAACAUUAACUGAUUUAGUUGGUUAAUAGUAAUGGUGUUUUACA
This is a messenger RNA of Sorghum bicolor (sorghum), 2056 nucleotides long. RefSeq names its product phospholipase A1-Ibeta2, chloroplastic. NCBI's taxonomy places the organism in Eukaryota, Viridiplantae, Streptophyta, Magnoliopsida, Poales, Poaceae. Bases 227 to 1756 code for a protein of 509 amino acids. The record is from RefSeq and is a predicted model, not a curated record. Gene Ontology annotation, molecular function: glycerophospholipase activity. The transcript has a single exon. Gene Ontology annotation, biological process: lipid metabolic process.